CACAUGUUUAACAGUAGCUAAAAUGAUGCUGUCCAUAAACACGAUACUCUAUUAGCUGCGGAUCAUAAGAUCCAGUUUAAAUUUUUGUUUUGAUCGAAUUAUAAAAAUGCUAUCUUUUAUUUUAACAGCCGGAUUCGUUUCUUUGACUUCUGUGAUAAUCGGAGUCCGCCUAUACAAUGUCUAUUAUUGUUGGGGUAAUUACGAACAAAUGCUAAAACGCUAUGGAAGAAAAUCGAUUAAAAAUUUGACCAUAGUUAUUACUGGUUGUAAUACGGGAAUCGGUAAAGAAACGGCCCGCGAAUUGUAUAGACAUGGUGCUCGUGUUAUUAUGGCCAACCGAAAUCGAUCACAAACCGAACAGGUGAUACAGGAAUAGAGACUAUAUCCAUUUGCUGAUGGGCAAUUGGUAUACAAACAUUUGGAUCUUACCUCUAUGGAUUCGGUGAAACGCUUUUCACAAGAUAUCAUUAGCAAUGAGCCAAGAUUAGACAUUCUAAUAAGCAAUGCAGCCGUAUUUGGUGCUCCAGUCGGCCUAACAGAUGAUCAUUUUGAAACAAAUAUGCAAGUUAAUCAUCUGGCUCCAGCUUUGCUAACUCAUCUCUUGUUACCAAAACUACAACAGCCAAGAAUCGGCGAUCAUGCAAUGAAAAAAUCACCACCACCACCACCGCGAAUCAUUACGGUCACAUCGACACUGACCAAUCGUGGAACAAUUCAACAAGAGUUUUUAUCGAGAAUUACUAAUGAACAACAACUGAAGACCAUAAUGAACAAACGUGGACGUGAAAUUUAUGCAUCAACUAAAUUGGCAAACUUACAUUUUAUGCGUUCAUUAUCAACACGUAAAAACUUGAUCAAAAAUGUAGAAAUCUGUUUGGCUAGUCCGGGUUUCUGUUAUACUCGUUUACAUCGAUACAGUAGCCGUUCUAGUCUCAUUUGGAUGAGUUUGUUUGCUCCGUUGUUUUUUAUGAUUGUCAAAUCAUCCAAACAAGGCGCACAAACUAUAAUUGGCUGUUCGAUGAUUCCUCAUCUUCGUUCUGAUGUACUAUAUCAUCAUUGUAAAGAAGAUGAACUUUUCUUCCAAAAAGGACCACCAUCGUUUGUUUCAAAUUCACAUCAUUUGUUUGAAAUUACAAUGAAAUCGAUUGAACCAUUUUCAGGAUGAAAAAUGCUGGCUCUUCUCUUUUGAAUGGUCGUAUUGAAAGCAUUCAUAAUCAAUGAAAAUGAAAGUGAAUGUCAAUUUUUCCCAAAAAAAGUCUCCGAAAAAUAUUUGAUUUAUUAAAAAGUAGAACCCUGACACCAUCUAUUAUUUUCAGUAAACACUAUUUCAAAAUUUAAUCAAAAUUUAAUUUAUUGAUGUCGAUACGAUUUUGGUUUCUGUAUUGUGUACGACCUUUUCUGUUUUGAAAUAAAUUUAUCGAUUAUUUGAAUAAUA
Dermatophagoides farinae (American house dust mite) is the source of this 1435-nucleotide messenger RNA. Its product is annotated as retinol dehydrogenase 14-like. The record is from RefSeq and is a predicted model, not a curated record. Lineage: Eukaryota; Metazoa; Arthropoda; Arachnida; Sarcoptiformes; Pyroglyphidae.